AGUGAAGUAUGUAUUUUCUGUAUGUGGUUUAAAUACAGCUGAAUUCCUAGCAGGAGACAGGCUUGAUUCUCUGAAUGGGUUUAAAAAGCUGUGGGAGCAGGAUAGAAGCUCUGAUGGAAGUGAAAGGAAGCAAAACUGAGUCUGUGCUUCCGAAGGUCUCAGUUUCUGUGACCUGCUGCCCCUUUUGUUGAUUGCUUAAUAAUGCCAUAUUGAUCUUUGAGGAAAGAUGCUGUGAGGUUCCAUCUCUAAAUACUUGAGAAAGUGCACAGAUGUUUUGAAAACAAGAUUGUGUGAAUACCUCCACAGACUGAAACUGAAGUGUAGUUUUGUACCCUCAGGUACAAAAGUAUAACCAUUUUUUCUGUUAGAGCCACAGUUUCAUGUAGGAGCCACUGAAAUAAAUCGUAACUCUUUUGUUCCCCAUUUUUGCCUUCAACGUAAACCUUUCUUGCUUCACAAAUACAUGAAACUUCUGUGUGCCUGCAUACAUGUUUGUGACGUAAAGAAUGUCAUUUUUGACUAAGACAAUGUACUGCUACUGAAAACCUCUGCAACUUAUUUUCAUAUCUUAGGGCACCACAUGAAUUUUUAAAGGGUUAGUGCUAUCUUAAAAGAAAAUCCUCACAACCAUAUGAACUAGUGAUGCAUUCUGAAUGUGAUCAUGAGCUUGCAUUCAGAACUCAUCACUAUAGGGAGUCUCUUUAGCCUAGUCUGUCAAAAGAGACCCAGGAGAGAUCUAAUUUAUGGAUAUAUCCUUACUGCCACUUAUGGUUUUUCCCUUGACUGACGAAUGUCCCUGUCAGUGGUAGGUCUUGGGCUGGCCCAUUUGGAAGUUCCCAAGUGCAUAUAGGAGUCAGGAGAUCUGUCAGUCCCAGGGGAUUGAAUUUGCCCAUUUGCUGAAGUGCAGCUUCUCUUUCACUGCUGCUGAGUUAUUCCAUUUAUUAGAUCACACAGUUCUAUUACUGCAGUUUGAUAAUGCUGGGUUUGCUAGAAAAAUCUGGUUUCCUUUGUUUGGCAGAUAACUUGGCUUGCAGGUUCAUGAAGAUGACCAUUCUUUUCCUCACCUGAAAUUGUGUGCUAACUGUAAUUUUUCAAACUUAUCUGUGGGCUUCUGCUUGUUCUGCAGCAGGAUGGAGAAGUAGCCUUGUUUCCUACACUGCGAUGGGUGACCACUGCAGUUGUGUAUGUUCCUAGCUGCUAAAGUCACCAGGAUUUAGUGAUGGAGGCUUUGCUGGAAGGAAUGCAAAGAAAUGGGCAGGGGAGUGGUGGGUUCUUGACUUCCUGUGAGGCUGAGCUGCAAGAGCUGAUGAAGCAGAUUGACAUUAUGGUGGCUCACAAGAAAACUGAAUGGGAAGGACAGACACAGGCUUUGGAAGCUUGCCUGAGUGUUCGGGAGCAGGAACUUUCCUCUGCCAGGGUGGCUCUGCAGGAAAAGUAUAAGGAGGUUGACAUGUUGCGUCACCAGGUAGAAGACAUGGAAAAGGCCAAACUGGACAUGGCUAGAGAAUAUGAACAACAGCUGAAGAAAUUUCAGGAGGAGUUGUCUAGGCUGAGGAGGAGCUAUGAGAAGCUGCAGAAGAAACAGCUAAGAGAAGCUAGAGGAGAAGCUAGCAAGGGACAAGGGGAGGACCAUUUUGAAAUAAGCCGACUGACCAGGAAGCUGGAGGAGUUUCGGCAAAAAUCACUUGACUGGGAGAAACAGCGCUUGCUUUACCAGCAGCAGGUGGCAUCACUGGAAGCACAGAGGAAGGCUUUGGCUGAGCAGUCUGAGCUCAUUCAGACUCAGCUUGCCAAUCGGAAGCAGAUUCUGGAGUCUGUGGAGCUGGCCAGCCGAUCGGAAAUCCAGCAUUUAACCAGCAAGCUGGAGAGGGCAAAUGAUGCUAUCUGUGCCAAUGAGCUGGAGGUGGAGAGGCUGAAUAUGAGGGUGGAUGACCUGACCAAAAACAAUCGGAUGAUUCUGGAAGAUCAGCAACGAGUUCAAGAAGAGUUAAGGCAAUCCAAGAAAAUGUUGGAGGUGCUACAGGAUGAGAAGAUGGAACUUAGAGCCACCUUGCAGUCUCAAGAAGAUUUCAUUGACAGCUCCAAGCUGCACCAGGAACAGUUACAGAGUGAGCUGGCCAGGGCGACGGAAACUCUUUGCACAAAAGAACUCCUGAUCAGGGCCUUGGAAGAGCGUUUGCAAGAGAAACAAUUGUCUUCUCCGGGGCUAGAGCUGGAGCAUAUACUACUGCAGCUGGAUAUUGCCCAGGAGAAGGAGCAGCACUUGCAGUCAGAGGUGACUCAUCUUGAGAGCAGCCUGGUGUCUUCAAAUGCAAGGUGUGUACAGCUGAGCGAAGAGCUGGAUGAGAAUAUCAAAGAGCUGCAGUCAAUGGAAGAGCACCAUACUGAGUCAAAGGCAGAGAUUAAAAAGCUGAAAGAGCAGCUCUCUCAAGCUGAGCAGACUCACAGCAGUGAGCUAGAAGGGAUGAAAAGGGAAAUCUCCAGGCUGACACAAGAGUUACACCAGCGAGACAUCACAAUUGCGUCUGCAAGUGGCUCCACAUCAGACCUAGAACAACGGCUGAGAACAGAGAUUGAAAGAGCAGAGAGGAAAGCAGUGGAACACAGGGUAAUUCUGGUCCAGCUGGAAACCUUGAGGCUGGAAAACCGUCAUCUCUCAGAGAUGCUGAAAAAAGCAGAGUGCGGUAUACUAGAAGAAAAAGAUGUCAGAACACUCACUGAAGACUAUGCUGCUGAAAUAAAGAAGUUAAAAUCUGAGAACCAGCAGUUGCGGAAGGAUCUUGCAGAGGCCAGAGGGAAACUGGAGCUCCCUUGGCAGGUAUGCCAGGAUGAACCUGAGGGCACCCCUCAGCAGAUGCAAGGGGGAGAGUCUGAGGCCAAGGAUGUGCAGCACAGGACAACUCAGGAAGCACAGCACAAACAUAACGAACAAGCAGAGAGAGCACAUCGCCAGCCUGGUGGAUCUGUUCAGCAUCAUCAAGGGGAGCUCCAGAGGUGUGGGACUGAUGAAAUAAGAACUGUGACCCCUGAGAUGGGUGAACUUCCCACCCAGACCAGCAGGAAGAACUCCAUGGAGUCACAUUCUUUGGGCAUCUUGCCAGGAAUGGUUUCUUUGUUCCAUGUGCUGGAUGGGAACAAAGAUUUUGCAGAUGAAGCAUCUCAGCAGUCCAUCUCAAAUCAUCAGAGAGAAUCUGUGCCCCUGUACCCCCUGCCUACAGCUUCAGUUGGAUCGAUAGCUGCAAGAUACUUGGAAGAGGAAGAACUGAGAUCCCAGCACAUCUUGGAGUGCCUAAAUGCUCACGUUGAGGAGCUGAAAAAGGAGAGUGAAAAGAUAGUGAGACAAUUUGGACACCAGGAAUAAUGCUUCUUACUGAAUUUGAGUGCUUGUAUGCUUACAUAGUUCCAAACUGUGACUGGGAAGGUUACCUAUAAACUAGGUGCCAUUGGAGCUAGAGUGAGAGGCUGCAUCUCUCACUUUGAGCUGAAUCAGCAGGAUGGAUAUUGAGGAAAGGAAACUCCUUUCUAACGUUUCAUCUCAUGGACGAUACUACCCCACAAACGCUUUAGAUAGCUUGCUGUAGGUCAGAAAGGUGCAUCAGUUGUGUUUGUGCACUCAUAAAGACAUAGUGGUGUUUUUUUAGAAGCAAACUAUUUGCUAAUUUUAAUGUAAAGUAUUUUAAGUAUAUUUUAUACAUGUUAAAAGCAUUGAAAUAAAAGAGAAUUAAAACUCCA
Molecule: messenger RNA, 3732 nt
Organism: Pezoporus occidentalis (night parrot)
Lineage: Eukaryota; Metazoa; Chordata; Aves; Psittaciformes; Psittacidae
Gene: CEP63
Product: centrosomal protein 63
Exons: 14
Coding region: 1220-3361 (713 amino acids)
Biological process (GO): centriole replication; de novo centriole assembly involved in multi-ciliated epithelial cell differentiation
Cellular component (GO): centriole
Source: RefSeq, a predicted model, not a curated record